Molecule: messenger RNA, 775 nt
Organism: Macrosteles quadrilineatus (aster leafhopper)
Lineage: Eukaryota; Metazoa; Arthropoda; Insecta; Hemiptera; Cicadellidae
Exons: 2
Coding region: 85-705 (206 amino acids)
Source: RefSeq, a predicted model, not a curated record
GGCGACUUUUGAAGGACCUCGUCCUUCCUAGUUUUUUUUCGGGCAGUUGAGGAAGGGACAGCAGAAAACUAAGGUGGGCAGAACAUGUCGUUGAUUAAUGUUACACUAGUGACGUCAUGGCUGGUCCUCCUAUGCUGUCUCGGCGGCAGUCCUCAGUAUUCAUACCGAGUCAGGCCGAACUGGUUCCCUUCCUUCUAUCCCAGCUGGUACCCCCCACUACCCUACGGGUCAAUCGGUCCCUAUGGAGGCUACUGUUGCUUCACCAUCAACAUCAACAUUCCAGGAGGAGUCGUUCCUGGCCCAAACACGAUUCCUGGAGGACCUUUGGCCCUGCUCCCGAACGGUUCUAUGAUUCUUCCCGGAGGAUCCAUUAGAUUCCCUAACGCCACAGUUGUGUUGACCCAGUACGCCGCAGGAGUUGUUCCACCCGCAGGACAGAUGCCUUCUGGAAGGAUCAUAUACGCCAACAACACCAUACUCAACCCUGGAGUAGCUACUUCCUUCCCUCCCCCCGGGGUGCCUUUGAUUUCCCCUUUGGAGACGACUGCUUACCCUCCUUUGUUUUUGCCCAAUAUGACGUUGAUUUUCCUCAACGGUACGCUCAUUACUCCAGGAAACAGGAGCAUUUCGACGAUUUUCACUCGAGGCUUUAAUCCUAACUGCGGGGGGCUAACUUGUCACUUCUUUGUUCCCACGGGCAAAUAGAAGAAUAUGAUAAACCAAGAACUUUUAAAACGUUUUGAUUAUUUGUUAUUCCCUUAAAAAUUAUUUAUUG